Messenger RNA from Oncorhynchus kisutch (coho salmon), 3020 nucleotides. It is a transcript of the gene wbp1la, whose product is annotated as WW domain binding protein 1-like a. Lineage: Eukaryota; Metazoa; Chordata; Actinopteri; Salmoniformes; Salmonidae. The transcript has 4 exons. Bases 958 to 1530 code for a protein of 190 amino acids. The record is from RefSeq and is a predicted model, not a curated record.
AUUGACUCUGUAUCGGUACCCCCUGUAUAUUGUCCCGCUAUUGUUAUUUACUGCUGCUCUUUAAUUAUUUGUUAUUUUUAUCUCUUACAUUUUUUGGUAGGGAAUCUGUUUUCAUAUUUGGUGUGUCAUCAUAGUGGUCUCUGACUUGUGGUCAGACUCGCUCAGGUGGAACAAACUUCAAUUUGCACCUUUUUCAAUGCUGAUUUGAAUGUCAUUGAUAAAACAUAGAGGUGUCAAAGAUUUUUUUUAUGCAAACAUCCUUUCUGAAUUUAAAAGUAUCCUCGAAGUAAUCAUCUAUUUUUUUUCAAAAGUAUCUGUAUUCUGAUUACAAUAUUUUUUACUGGGAUUACAGUUACCAUCUUUUGUAAUCCGAUACUCCCCAACCCCACUUAAUGCAGUUAUUUUAUCGAUAGGAGUGGCAAAAAAGCUGCUUGUGCAUUGAUAAGCAAGCAAUAUCCACAGUCGAGGUACAGAUAGAGCUGGAGCUGGAAUGUGAAGCUAACUGCAGCUGGCUAGCUUUAGAAAACCUUGAGCAGAUCUAGCUUCCUUCGUAGUGUACCCCUCGGGUCUGGCCAGCGUGUUUCAGUAAUAGCCUAUACAGGAGUGAGGCUAAUCUAAAUUCAGGGCUGCUUUGCAGUCGUUGUUGUGAUUGCGUGACAUCUACUUGUCAAAUCUGCAGUUGCGAUUUUCGAGGCUGCAAUUAAAAUUGAGACUACAUAGGUCAGACAUGGGAGUGCCGGUUAGGGUGUACGUGUGUCUAUGUGAGACUGUGAAAGAAGGGGCUUGGGUCUUAAACUGGCCUCUGUUGCCCUGUUUACUUGCAUUCCCUGGCACCAUAUUGGGGGUCUAUAUCCAGAGGGGUUCUGUUGCAUUUAAAUCGAGACCUCUUUUGGGUUGCUGCUCACUCUGUGCUGCUGGCUACUCAACUACAAGUCAUUUUGAGUGCACCAUACAGCAAUGCUGCGUUCAACCACUCCAGUGAUCCAUGCAGUGCAAAAAAAGGAAAAGCUCAACACAAAAUUCUUCCUGACUGGCCCUCCUUUGGUCGCCUCCCUCCUCUUCCUCUCUCCUGCAUAUUUUGUUGGGUUUGUUAUCCCAGCCGAGGGCAUUGAUGAGACCAUGGCAUUGUUGCUGGAAAUUACACAGAGCAGGUUGGUGUGCCAUGGAGACAACAACCAGAGUUAUGUAUGUGAAUCAGACCACUGCUGUGGAGAGUCUCAGUGCUGCAGCUACUACUAUGAGCUCUGGUGGUUCUGGUUGGUGUGGACUCUCAUCAUCAUAUUAAUGUGCUGCUGUGUGUCUCAGCACCGGCGCUACAAGCAGAGCUUCCAGCAGCAGAGGAGACAGAAUGAGAUCAACCUCAUUGUAUACAGAGAGGCCCACAACAACACACAGCAUCUCCCCCUCUAUCUCAGAUUCCUGCCUGACUACAUGCUGCCAACCUAUGAGGAGGUAGUUGACAGCACUGCCACUCCUCCCCCUCCCUACAGUCCCCCUCCAGUUAGCCUCUCUGUCCACCCAGCACCCUGACUGCCCUCGUCCUUCCCCCAGACAACCACCACAUACCCAGACACAACCCCCACUGCGGCCCCCCGUGUCUACACAGGGGGAGCAUGGCAAUGGUUUCCCUGACAACAAUAACUCGGCGUUGGGCAGGUAACUGCGCUUUACAGGCGACUCGGCAAUCGAGAUGUGUGAUAACCAGGAGCUCUGGGCGGGAGGAGGAAGACACAUGCUGGGAAGGGAGGAGGAAGAAAACAUCUGUGAUAGAUGCAGACCCCAGAUUCAGAUCCACACAGACACCAAUAUACACACAGACAUUAGAGACUCAGAGUUGAUCCCCCAAACCUGUGAGUGAGAGGUGUGUGUGUGUGUGUGUGUGUGCCUGUGAAUGUGUCCCUCCUUAGAAGAAAGUAGCACAAUGCUUGCAUCACAAUGUGCAUUCCUCUGUAAUGCAGCCGUGCCAUAUGUAGCCAUAUCUUAAGGUGGUGAUGCACUGACUCUAAAAGCCUGGAGUCUCACUACUGUGCCACACAAAGGCCAAUAGAUUAUAGAGUUCCUGUACAGUUCAAAUUAUGAAUUUAUGCCAUGUCGAACUGAAUAGAAACUAAAAGCGGGCUGGCACGGUUGAGAGCUUUGCUGGAGGUACAAAUUGGUUUCAUAGAACCGCUUUCAACACUGUAGACUUCCUCAUUGGUUUUGGGUCGAAUUCAGGCAUAACAGCGGCCUCUUGUGUUUAUAUAUAUAUAUAUAUAUAUAUAUAAUCGUUGAUUUAUUCAGACAAGACAUAAAUGACUAAAUGAGAUACACAGUCUAACAUCAACAUAGGAAUAUACACAACCGGAAUGAACAAAGCAAGAGAGAUGCGCCAAGAAGGAUUACAAGGUAUAUUCUUAUUUUUCAUUUUUAGAUUAGCAUGGAGCAUCAUCGUCUGACCUCAUGUUAAAGAGACACCACGUUGAUUGCACAAAAACUCACACACCUAUGCAGUGCGGAGGUUAAUGUUUGAAACGGUGAAUAUGACCGGUUUAAUGUGUCUCGGUUAUUGUAAUGUGUCUUCAGAACUCCCUUUUACUAAGGAAUCACGAAGUCUUGUUACGUAGCCUUUCUGUAAUAUAUUAUAUGAUUGAAUAGCCUACGCUUUGAUUAAUACUGUGUAGCCUUAUUGGGAACUGGGUUUCACAUAUCUCUAUAGAGUAGUAGAGCAGCUCCCAGAGGCCAUGAUUGUACUUCCGAUGUGGUUUUAUUUAUUAUUAUUAUAAUUAUAUAUAUAUAUAUUUAUAUAUAACAAUAAUUCUCUAAAGAAAAGUAAAAGAACAUUGAAGUAAUAUAUAUAUAAAAACAUUCACGACACAUUGAGUUUCAAAAGUUAAAAUAAAUAGAGUAAGGUCAGUGGUUACAGUUGUAUAAACCUAUGGUAGUGUUGUAAGAAUCCAAUGUUAAAAAAAAAAAAACGUUUUUGACUAAUUCUAGAGAUUUUAUAAAAUAUUGUAUUUCAAGUAAAAAUAUAUUGCAUUUGG